Exophiala xenobiotica is the source of this 1881-nucleotide messenger RNA. RefSeq lists its product as uncharacterized. Gene Ontology annotation, cellular component: cortical actin cytoskeleton. The transcript is spliced from 2 exons. The coding region runs from base 1 to 1881 and encodes 626 amino acids. Gene Ontology annotation, molecular function: actin filament binding. NCBI's taxonomy places the organism in Eukaryota, Fungi, Ascomycota, Eurotiomycetes, Chaetothyriales, Herpotrichiellaceae. Gene Ontology annotation, biological process: actin filament depolymerization; positive regulation of actin filament depolymerization. The record is from RefSeq and is a predicted model, not a curated record.
AUGUCCAUUACAGCAGAUGGCAUCUAUGCCGCCCUCCCUACUACCACCAGAGGCCAACCUACCCCGCUGUCUGCUGAUUCCAAGGGCGAACGAAUAGCCUACGCGUCGAACAAAUCAAUCUUCCUUCGUUCUAUCGAUGACCCUGCCAUAUCUACUCAAUAUACCCAACACACAGCAGCAACCACAGUUGCGAGGUUUGCACCUUCCGGAUUCUACUGUGCAUCUGGGGACGCCUCAGGCAUCGUCAGAGUAUGGGACUGCUCACCCAAUGGAUCCGGGGUUACAAAAGGAGAAUAUGCUAUUAUAUCUGGACGGAUCAAUGACAUCGCAUGGGACGGCGACAGCCAGCGGUUAAUAGCAGUGGGUGAUGGGAAACAGCGCUUCGGGCAUUGUGUAACGGCGGAUUCGGGCAACACGGUGGGAGAAAUAAGCGGCCACUCUGCGCAAGUCAACGCAGUUAGCAUUAGACAGCAACGACCUCUGCGAGCAGCAACAGCAGGAGACGACAAAAAUCUAGUCUUCUACCACGGCGCACCCUUCAAAUUCAACGACAUUCCAGGCCGCGGCAACCAUACCAAUUUCAUCUACGGAGUCGCCUUCUCACCGGACGGAAGCCACCUGCUGAGUGUGGGUGGUGACAGGAAGAUUUAUCUGUAUGAUGGUAAGACCGGAGAGGUCAAAACAGAGAUCGUGGAUGGAUCAGAAGGCCACAAGGGCAGCAUCUUCGGCGUUUCUUGGUCAGAAGACUCGAAGAAUUUCGUGACCUGCUCAGGCGACCGUACGGUCAAGACCUGGGAUGUCGAAGCAGGAAAGGUGACACACGCCUGGUCUUUUGGCGAUGGUGUUUCUGUUCCAGAUCAACAAGUCGGCGUUGUUUGGCCAGCAGGCAGAUCGGAUGGUCUGAUUAUUUCUCUAUCGCUCAGCGGAAACCUCAAUUAUCUGAACACCAAUUCAAGCAAGCCGACAAAGGUUCUUUCCGGCCAUCAGAAAAACAUCACAGCACUCACAUCUUCAGGGGAGGCCAACAGCGAAACUCUAUGGACAGGAAGCUACGAAGGUCGCCUCUGUGCUUGGGAUGCUGCCAGUGGAAGCGCAGAGACCAUCGAGGGCGACGGCCAUACGAAUAUCAUUUCGGGUCUCGCAGCCACCCCGCCGGGUCCGCACCCGCAGGUUUUUUCAGUGGGCUGGGACGACUCGCUGAGAACAGUCGAUGUUGGUGCAAAGACCUUUACGGGAAAAGCUACACAACUGUCCUCACAGCCCAAAGCUUUGGCUUGCACCUCGGACUCAUUGGUCAUCGUUGCUCAGCUAGAGAGUGUGAUUGUCUACAGAGACGGAGAAGAAGACGGAGAACUCCCGCUCAAAUCGACACCAACUUCUCUAGCUUCAUCUGGCAGUACAGUCGCCAUUGGCUCGCAGGAUUCGAGUCUGCGGUUGUUCACAGUAACACCAGGAAAAGCACCAAAGCAGACUGCAGUUGUUGAAGAGGUCUCAGCAAGUCCAUUAACAGCGAUAUGCUUCUCUCGAGACGGCUCCAUGGUCGCAGUCGGCACUGCAGCUGGCAAGAUUUAUGUUUACAAGAUCAGCAGUGGAGUCACUGGCCUGAUCACAGGCUCGGUUUCUCUUGACCUUGUGACGGACCGCUGGAGUGCUCAUACCGGAAAGGUCACCUCCAUUGCAUGGAACCCAGAAGGGACAGGGGCUGUGUCCGGAAGUCUUGAUACCAACCUGUUCGUCUGGAGUCUGAAAGAACCAGGAAAGAGAGUCAAGGAGACCAACGCUCACAAGGAAGGAGUUAACGGCGUGGUCUGGCAGGGUGAUACGGUCUACAGCGCGGGUGCAGAUGCUACAAUCAAGAAAUGGAAGGUCAAGAUAACUUAG